UGUUUUGUAUAACGAAACGCGAUUUAACCUAAAAUUUAGUAAAUCAAUUCAGGGUCAAUUAUAAUUUCUAAUAUUUUGUUUAAAUAUUAGCAUUCGAUUGUCUCAAGAGCGUUUGCAUCCGGUGAGGGCAUCUUACGUGUAGUGACUCGACAAUUUCCGCCGUGGACAAGCAUCAGAAUGUUUUACAGACAUAUUUUAAGAACUUUCACCAAUCCACGAAUACGGUGCCUAAAUAACGGUUUUAGGAACAAAUAUAGUAAUUUCGGCAGUCCUGCAUCGCUGUCCACAUCUAUAAAGGCGUUAAAGGAUGAAAAGGUGAAAGUGACAUUUGUGUUACAUGACGGCAAGCGGCUGCAAGCGGAGGCGAAUGUCGGAGACUCCCUACUGGACGUGAUAGUCAACAACGACCUGAAUAUCGAGGGUUACGGCGCCUGUGAAGGCACGCUCACAUGCUCCACAUGUCACGUUAUACUCAAGCAAGAAGACUACGACAGGUUACCAGAAGAAGCGUGCGAUGAGGAGCGUGACAUGCUCGACUUGGCGUACGGCCUCACGGACACCUCGCGGCUCGGCUGCCAAAUCAUCAUGACUAAGGAACUCGACGGGCUGGAGGUGAAGGUGCCAGAAACAAUCAAUGACGCGCGCAGCUGAUGCGGCAGGUUUACUUUUAAUACGAAAAACAGGGCGAAAAGAAAUAAACAGCAAAUAUUUACCAUAAGCUUUUCACCUAUUUUACCCAAAUUCCUAUUUAUGGUGCU
This is a messenger RNA of Cydia amplana, 758 nucleotides long. RefSeq names its product 2Fe-2S ferredoxin (gene Fdx2). Gene Ontology annotation, molecular function: 2 iron, 2 sulfur cluster binding. Gene Ontology annotation, biological process: P450-containing electron transport chain. Lineage: Eukaryota; Metazoa; Arthropoda; Insecta; Lepidoptera; Tortricidae. The record is from RefSeq and is a predicted model, not a curated record. Bases 178 to 651 code for a protein of 157 amino acids. The transcript is spliced from 4 exons.